AUGACGUUCACAAUAAGUCCAGGAGUGAGCGAGGAGCAGCAGAAGAGUCUAGAAGAAGCGGAAGCUCGGUGGCGGGAUAGUGUGGAACGGUGUGAGAAGUUAAAACAAGCGUACGGAAACUUACGGCAGGAACAUAUCAACCUUAUCAGAUCGCAUGCGGAGACAAGGAAGAGUUUGGAAUCACAAGAGCAGUUGUUAACUGACAUUACACAACAACUUGAGAGUAAAAACACUGGCAGUUCUCAACAAUUGAGAAAUUUAGAGAUUCAAGUUCUGAAGUUAGAGUCCGACAAAAGUGAAGCACAACGGAAAUUCGAAGCAGUACAGCGGGAAUGGGAAACAUUCCAAGUGCAGAACGCUGAGGUCAAGCAUGAGAAUUCCAGCCUGGUAUCAAACGUAGAACAGCUAAGACAACAAGCAAAGGAAGCUGGCCGUCUAGCGGACAAGCUGAAGUUUGAUCUGGAUAGAGCGGAGAAGGAUAAGACUAACCUGAUGCACAAGGCUGAGAUGCAGAGAGCAGAUCUUAAUGUCAAGCAUGAGAAGGAGAAACAGUCUAUACAGCGGGAGACGUUAAGUAAGGGGGAGGUGGAGUGUUUUCUAGCCAGUGUAGCUCAUAUCAAGAACCAUCAGAACAAGAACCUUUACAUUCUUAACAAGGCGGACUGUGCACAGACGUGUAGUUUGGAGGAAUGUACUGCUGUCACGGACAACUGUCACAACAUCGUAAAAAACGUCGUCAUGAACCAAAGAUGGAGUGUACUGCGAGCAGCGGACAAGUUAUCAGACCUACAACAGAUCUCCCAAGAGUUCACCCAAGUAGCCAUGUGCAUCCGAGCUGCUAUGGGGUCCCUGGCGAGCGACAAGGCCGAUCUGUUACAUCGACAAACUGAGGAUCUGAUCACAAGCUUUGUAACAGCUCUUGAGUCGCUGACAGUAGAAGACAGUUUGUCAGGACUUGUAGAGGGCAGGACGCAGCAACUGUGUGCUGCCCUACACGAUGUUGCUAAGCUUUGUGCUAAGGAGGAGACUAGCAUGGAUAAUAUCGUGGAUCAGGAGAUGGCGGCAACAACUGCGGCAAUUAACGAAGCAGCAGCUAAGAUACAGGAGAUUCAGAACGCAACUCGACAACGAUACACUGGUCUAGAACUAGAGGUCGGAGAGAAGAUCCUAGGGUCCUGUACCGAACUAAUGGCAUGUGUACGGGAACUAAUACUGAGCAGCGCCGAGUUGCAGAGAGAAAUUGUUCAAAGUGGGCAGGUUGGAGGAACAGCUACAGAUUAUUACAAAAGACACAGUCGCUGGACUGAAGGCUUGUUAUCAGCAGCUAAAGCUGUGGGUUGGGGUGCCUCCACUCUAGUCUCUACUGCAGAUGAUGUGGUCAGUGGUACAGGAAAAUUCGAACAAUUGGAGGUAACCUCUCACGAGAUUGCUGCCAGUACAGCCCAGUUAGUCGCAGCGUCCAGAGUCAAAGCGGAUAAAGACAGUCGUAACUUUAUCAAGGUGAUGGGUACUUCAAAGUCUGUUGCCAACGCCACAGCAUCGGUUGUUGCUGCUUCAAAACAGUGUAUGAAGAUGACAGAAGAAAGCAAAUUGGUGGCCGUGGAUUACAGCCAACUAUCUGCAGUUCAGGUGAAGAGAUUGGACAUGGAAAUGCAAGUGAAGAUUCUAGAACUGGAGAACGAAUUAACAGAAGAGAGAAGAAGACUUACUGCCAUGAGAAAGAUGCAUUACCAUGGAGAUGGAACUACAAAUGGGGGCAGCUAGACAUUUAUGUUCAUUUAACUUGACUGAGUUGAGAAAAUAGUUGAUUUUGUGUUGAGUGUCAGAGAUAGAGUUCUUGGCUAAAAUUAUUGUGUCACAUCUUAAAUCUUCACGUUCUGGACGGAGGCGUAUUCUUUAAUGCUUGCAUGUUCAGUAUAUUUCAUCUCUUGGGCGAUAUUUUAUAAGCGCAAGUUGAAUUUUAGCUUCUUCACUAUAAUUAUUUCGCCAGAAUUUAUGACAACUUGGACCUAAAAUCCAGCUAGGCCACUUAAAGAAUGAUUCACUUCAAAUUCACUUGGCUUGAUUAAUUUUAUCGUCAAUUAUUUUUAUCAUUUUAUUAUAGCUGUAGAUACACCGAUUUAAAAAUUAAUUGAUUUGUAUUUGUAAGACGAUAAUUUAGUGGUAUUAAAUGGCAGCUGACAAAUAUUGUUAAGUGUGGAGAAGAUUCAAAGACUUAUUUUGACUAAUUCUUAUGAUCCGUUGCACUCCUUUCCUCUCAGAGUAAAAUGAAAUUGUGCCUGGUGCACUAAUAUCCCCAUUAUUAUCAUUCAACUAUUCAUUAUUCAAGCUUCACCACCACUUGUGCACACAUUUAUGACGUCACUAUCUUUGGAAAUUUACAAUGGGGUCGUUCACAUAUUACGUAAUCAGCCGAAAUUAUUACGCUAGUGUAAUUUUGAUACAAUAGCUAUUUGUAGGACUGAUUAGUGAUUACGGACGAGGGUAAGAAUUGUCCAAAAAAUUACUACGUAAUAUGUGAUCGACCCCAAUAUGUAUGAUAAAUUUUAUAGAUGUAUCAUCCGUCCUCGAUAAUUCUAGUUUUUACUCAUCAGUAUUAUAUAAUGCAUUUACACAGUGGUGACAUUUUAAGGGUUUGUACAGGGCAAAUUAAAACAUGCUAUUAAUGUCCUCAAAAUUCGUUGAAUUAAUUCAUAUUGGUUUCAAUUUCACGUCGCUGCCCCACUUAAAGUGUUGAUUUAUAUUUUAUAAGAUUUGAAAACUGAUUGUCUUGCCACUAAGAUCAUUCAUAGAA
Bolinopsis microptera is the source of this 2794-nucleotide messenger RNA. Its product is annotated as huntingtin-interacting protein 1-like. Gene Ontology annotation, molecular function: actin filament binding; clathrin light chain binding; clathrin-cargo adaptor activity. NCBI's taxonomy places the organism in Eukaryota, Metazoa, Ctenophora, Tentaculata, Lobata, Bolinopsidae. The record is from RefSeq and is a predicted model, not a curated record. The transcript is spliced from 15 exons. Gene Ontology annotation, biological process: clathrin coat assembly; endocytosis; actin filament organization. Gene Ontology annotation, cellular component: clathrin-coated vesicle; actin cortical patch. Bases 1 to 1764 code for a protein of 587 amino acids.